Molecule: messenger RNA, 2855 nt
Organism: Amphibalanus amphitrite
Lineage: Eukaryota; Metazoa; Arthropoda; Thecostraca; Balanomorpha; Balanidae
Product: glycosyltransferase 25 family member-like
Exons: 1
Coding region: 125-1882 (585 amino acids)
Molecular function (GO): procollagen galactosyltransferase activity
Source: RefSeq, a predicted model, not a curated record
CAGGAUUUUGUAUCCUUUCACUGGAUGCAUGGCCUGGGGUGCUUCAUUAUUGCCUGAAUAGCCAACUGGCAAAGAGAACCAGUGAAUUCUCAUCUUGAUCUGACUGCAAGCCAAGGAGGUGAUCAUGUCUCAGCUAGUUGUGGUGGUAAUGCUUGUGGCAUUGGCCUCACGCAUCAGCUCAGAGGAUGAGCAUCAGCAUCAGAGGAUCAGCUCAGAGGACGAGCUGAAGCCACCAACAGUGAUGAUCGUGAUGCUAGUGCGUAACAAGGAGCCUUACCUGCCGUACACUCUGACUCAGCUCAGUGAGCUUGACUAUCCAAAGGAGAGACUGGCUCUGUGGAUCCACAGUGACCACAACGAGGACCGCUCUGCUGAGCUGCUGGCUGCGUGGCUCGCUGAAUACCGGUCACUGUACAGGAGUGUUCACGCAGUGCUGAACACCACCUCACCGCCACUGCGACCUGACGAGAGCAGUGCCAUCGACAUGUCCGAGGGACGCUACAGAGACGUGAUUAAACUCAAGGAGGACGCGCUCGCCGCCGCGCGCCGCAUCUGGGCCGACUUCGUCUGGUUCCUGGAUGCCGAUGUCAUCCUCCACGAAGCCGCUGUGCUGCGUCAGCUAAUUGAGAUGCGGAAGCCGGUGGUAGCGCCGAUGUUACGCACGCACGGCGCUUACUCGAACUUCUGGGCAGGGAUGGACGACAACUUUUACUACCGUCGUACGGAGGAGUACGGACAGAUAUACGGCAGUAAGAAGCGCGGCUGCUUCUCCGUGCCGAUGGUCCACUCCUGCGUGCUGGUGAACCUGUUGUCGACCCGCUCUGACGGACUCACCUUUGUCCGUGAGAAGCUGCCGGCUCCCAUCGGGCCGACGUCCGACGAUGUCAUUACAUUCGCGCUGUCGGCUCGUCAAGCCGGCAUGGAGAUGCACGUGUGCAACCAGCGGGAUUUCGGCCAGAUGCCAAUCCCGCUCCGGUCGCCGGAGGUGCUCGGCAAGGAGUGGCUCAACAUCGUCAACAUCAAGCUGGAGAUGAUGGUGGACCACCCGCCUCCUCCAGUGGCCUCCGUGCUGCGUCCGUUCGUCCCCGAUCCCCCGGAGAAGACAAAACUCGGCUUCGAUCACAUCUACAUGAUCGGCCUGGCGCGGAGGCCGGAUCGGCGUCGCCGCAUGCUGCUCGCCUUUGAUGAGCUGGGGAUCGAUGCCGAGACCGUAGACGCCGUGGACGGCCGGCAGCUCAACGACAGCGCGCUGGCGGAGCUCGGCGUGGCCAUGUUGCGGGACUACCGGGAUCCGAUCAACGACCGCCGUCUGACGUUCGGCGAGAUCGGCUGCUUCUUGAGCCACCAUCGCGUCUGGAGUGACAUGGUAGAGCAUGGGCACGAACGUGUCAUCGUCUUUGAGGAUGACUUGCGGUUCGCGUCGUACUUUAAUUACCGACUGGAGAGACUGAUGGCAGAGGUGGACGCUCUGAACCUCGACUGGGACCUGAUCUAUCUCGGUAGAAAGAUCAUGCGUACGGACGAGGAGUGGGUAGCCGGUGCGCAGAGGCUCGUCCACCCGAGCUACACCUACUGGACACUCGCAUACGCGCUGACCCGGCGCGGCGCCGAGAAACUCCUCAAAGAGGAGCCGCUGGGUAAGAUGAUCGCCGUCGAUGAGUACCUCCCGAUCAUGUUUGGACAGCACCCUAACACCGGCUGGGCAGCCCAGUUCUCCGGCGCCGGGUCGCUGCUCGCCUACUCUGCUAGUCCGCUUCUGGUCACGCCCAUCAAGUACACGGGCGAACCGGGAUACGUGAGUGACACGGAGGACGCGGGUACCAUAGGGGCGGAGCUGGAGGGCACGUGUAGCGUGGAUGGGUGUCCGACGCCCGCCAACUAAACGUGGACGGCUGUGGACAGUGGGGGGAGGGUGACUCCGGAGCUGGGAUCCAGUUCAGUGCCUGUGAGAGGUACGGAGGAUAAAGCAGGAGUGACCAUUUCAGUAUAACAAAACGAGCUUAUUUGCAACUGUGGACGGUAGACUUAUGUUUGCUGUCUUCAUUGGGCUUCGUGUCUUUAAUAAGCCCAGACUAAGUCAUUUUAAAAUAGCAUUGCUUCCUAACCCACCAGUCAUGUUUAGUUAUCUAGGGGUAUUAAUUACUAACAGCCAGUAACUACUGUGUAUCGCUAGAUUUAGCGCUUCGUUCGACUUAUGAGCAGAUGUUUAUGUGCCAUCUUUUUCGUAUUGCAGGCGUCCUCCACGAGAAGUGUGGUAGCACUCACUCCCCACCGUGCUAGAUUUGUACCGUAACGUUAGAGGUAUUUUUAUACUGUCAAGUGCUACUGUUGCAAACUUGUACAACCUGCGUUAUCUGAGGCGGUCUGUUGAGGUGACAUAACAUGGAUCACGAGUCAUGACAUGACCAUUGUGCCAUACUUAGCGCUAAGAGACCAAAACAGGCAUCUCAUCUAUGAUCUACCUAAUCCUUAGUACUGCGCUAGCGUGCUGUUUGGUUAUAUACCAACAUUAGUGUUGCAUAUGAUUUAACGAAUUAAUCGAGCUAAUUGGGCUGUAGAUUGUAGAUAUCGAUGCUGUUGCAGUCACGUAUAAUGCCAUGCUGGAAAAAUAGGUCAGUAUUUUUGCACAUUGCAUACUCGGGGUUUUGCUGGAAGCAUGAAUAGACCGUUCGAAUGUCGAGCUUUUAUCUUUGUAUCCUGUAACGUUUUCGCUUUUAGUGCAAAUAUUGAUCAGUAUUGUAGCUUGAAUUGGCUGGUUAUAGAGCGAGCUACCUUUGAAUGUCGCGAACGUUAAUAUUGACGAAUGUGUGGGUCACAUUGAUGCUGUUCGUGCCUGACAAUAUAACGCUUUUUGA